GUGCGUGCGAACUAGUCUCGAAAGGUGAAGCUUUCCACCCGGAUUAGGGAGCCAUUGUGUAGUGCGCGCGCAAAAUUGAGUCACCUAUAUAUCGAUCGACGAGAAGGUGCAAAUCGCGUUCCAUAGCAGAUGAGCCGUUAAAUCGGACCCAAUGUUAACCGACUAACCAACCGUCGGACUUCUGCAACAUUGAUACCCCUAGGUCUGCAGACAGAACAAUCCGCUGCCGCUGCUUAGUGUCAGAGUAGUCACCUCGGUUGCAGAAUAUCAUCGCCGGUAGAAUUUCACGCUUUUUAACCUCGUACUUAAUACGGCCCGGUGCGGUGGCCGGUUUGUUCUUGUCGGGUACGGUUGAAGUUCCUAUAGAUUAAUUUUGAACACCGAUCGGACAGGUCGUGUCUUCGUAGUUUGAUGAUUGUUGCCAAUCGUGCAUCGGUACGCCGGAAAUAAGCAGUGAAAAAAAGUUCUCCGGAGAUUUGAAUUUAAUCACAAAUCAUCAACACUAAGCACCUCUAGGCGCGGUAGUGCAUUGUGAGCCGUUGGUAUCCUUUAUCAGUGGAAAAGUGUCUACGAUAGUGCAUCAAAUGAGCAAGCCUUUUACAAAAAUAUAGUGCAAUUAGUGAUAUUUGCUUGCAAUUCAGAAGUUAAUGCUGAAAUAUCAUAAUUGACGAAUAUAUCGUCUGAUUUGAACAACGGUGCCACGUUAUUAAGGGGUCCCUACGAUGCUGUCGGAGUUGGACGAGCUGCCCUCAAUCCAGCUGGGCGAUUACACCCUGCGGUUCGAACUGGAAGAUCUGACCCAGUUUGGAAAGGAUGUGGCUAUAAACGAGCUACGCGAAACACCGGAAGUCAAAGCACAUGCAGUCGAGGAACUUCGAGCGUUGCUGAAAGGUCAAGAUGAGCUGGUACUUCCCCUGGACAACGAUGACUGGUUGGUGCGGUUCCUGCGGCCAUGCAAAUUCUACCCCAAGAGUGCUCUUGAACUGAUUCAACGCUACUAUCACUUCAAAGUUAAACACUGGGACAUGUACCUGGACUUGAGCCCAUCCCGUGAGGUGAACAUUUUCAAGCAAAACAUUCUGACCGUGUUCCCCAACCGAGACCAGCUUGGACGCCGAAUCCUACUGCUCGAGCUGGGCAAACCUUGGAGGCACAAGGAAGUCACCCUGGAUGAGGUCUUCAAAGGCUGCGUCCUGUUCGUGGAAGCCGCCAUGCUUGAACCCGAAACCCAGGUCAACGGUGCGGUGGUCAUCUUCGAUAUGGACGGCCUCACCAUGCAACAGGCGUGGCAGUUCACCCCGCCCUUCGCCAAGCGUAUCGUCGACUGGUUACAGGACGCCGUCCCGCUGCGCAUCAAGGGUAUCCACAUCAUCAACCAACCAAAGAUAUUCAACGUAGUGUUUGCGUUGUUCAAGCCAAUCCUGCGGGACAAACUGCGCAAUCGUAUCGUGUUCCACGGUACCGAUCGGGAAUCGUUGCACAAGCAUAUCUCCAAGGGAUGCUUGCCGCCAUGUUACGGAGGAAACGUCGAUGCGCCACGUGUCAAGGGCGAAGAGUGGUACGAACUGUUGCUCAAGUGUGACGGCGAGUACACCGCCAUUAACAAGUACGGUUACAUAAAGCAGAUGGAUGAGCUUAGAAUCAAGAAGAACAAGAAGAAGUAAACGGAGUUAGUAAAAGGGGGCUAUUGUUGGAAGGAAGCAACAGGAGAUAACGUAUGGUGUAUAGCAUUGUAAGGCAUUUGAGUGGGAUCUAAUGCAGAAGUAAGGCUACGCGACACCGUAAAUAGAAAACGCGAACAAAAAGGUAACAGAAAUGUGAUCAAUAACCAGACUAAGAGUAAAUAAAAAAUACAAUAAGUGUUUAGUUGAUUAGACUUAUUCAGCUCUCGCAUACGUAAAUAUGAAAUGAGCUCAAACAUUCCCGUGUGCUUAGCACAUAUUAUCUACAUGCUAGGUUACAGUGAAGCUUGUUUAUUUAUUAUUAAGUCUAGUGACAAUUUGUUGUACGGCUCUCAAAAAUAACUGUGUAUAGCUAUUAGUGAGUAUUUAUACUUUACUUAAAUUCGUCGCCUACCGCUAGGGAACGGGUGUUAGAUAGGAUAGUUCCGUAAAACAGUCACGGUUAGUACUAAAAUAGCAUUAACUGUUGAAUAAUUCUGAAAAUAUGGUGUUACUUUAAAAAAGUGUUUACGGAUAAGUUUAAAACAUUACUAUUUUUUCUAGUAGCUAUUACUUUUCAAAAUUUCUAGAUUGUUGACAAUCAAAAUAGAACAAGUACUGUAUCUCUUGUAUAUAUGACAUAAAUAAAAGUUUUAUUCUAAUGUUA
Messenger RNA from Armigeres subalbatus, 2328 nucleotides. Its product is annotated as alpha-tocopherol transfer protein. The coding region runs from base 723 to 1664 and encodes 313 amino acids. Gene Ontology annotation, cellular component: membrane. Lineage: Eukaryota; Metazoa; Arthropoda; Insecta; Diptera; Culicidae. Gene Ontology annotation, molecular function: phosphatidylinositol bisphosphate binding. The record is from RefSeq and is a predicted model, not a curated record. The transcript has 5 exons.